UCGUAGGAUAUAAUUAUGGUUUCUAUCUUUGACGCCAUUACAAAUUUUGGCGCGAGUGUAUUUGAGCUCUGACUGUCAUUGUAUGGGGUUUGACAGUCGUAAAACAUAGUUUAUUAUGGAUGGCGAUAUGCAGAAGUUCCCACAUGAGUGGUUAAAAGAAAAGCUUGGGAGCAGGUAUGAAGUGCCACAUACUGUAUCAGCUGAAGCAAUAGAAACUUUGACAAAACUGAAGGAAAUAAACUUGGAAUCUGAUAAUGAUGCUGAUCAGAUAAUUAUGUACCUUGAGAAAUUAACCAAGGAAAUUAAAUCUGAAGAUGAGAAAAUCCAGUCUGUGUUGAAAAAGCUUGGUCUCAGUGUAUAUGAUUUGGAAGAGAAAUCAAAGGAUGCAUUGGAGGAUCUUGUUGCCUAUCAGAUGAAAUACAACCUUAGAGAUAUCAGUAAAACAACGAUGUUGCUUGACAGAGUUGAAAGGAUGCAGAAGGAAGCAGAAGAAGCCAGGUCUUCAGCUUGCUUGAAGAGAGAAAAAGAGAGACUAAAUUUUAUGACAGAGCGCUUGCAAAAUGCAACGGAAGAGUUAGAAAUCCAAAGAACGAAGGAAGAGCAACAUUUAGAUAUAUUGCUUAAAGAAGUGGACAAAAAAAAGACUGAAUCAACAGAAAUGUCAUCUGAAAUAGAGAAGUGCAAGAGUGAACUUCAUGAACUGCAGAUGCAGUUGAAUGCUUUGAAUGUGACAGACAGUCCAGUGCACAGAAGAGUUCUUGAUAAACUUAAAAAUGUUGAUAUGAUGAAAAAACAAAUUGUAGAAUGUCAGACAGAGUUGAAAAAAUACAAGGGGCUUCCUCCUGACUUUUUUGAAGCAAGAAAGAAGCUUGCAGAUAUGCACAACAAAUUACGUGAGGUGGAAAAAGAAGUUCUUGACAAAAUUUUAGGGAAAAGUAGCUGCACUAUGCCUUCUCCUUUCCCCUCCCCACAUUAAGUUUUGUAUAUAAGGUUUCCUAAUGGUUUCCAAAUAUGAUGAUUGAUUAUUUUACAUAUGUAUUGGCAUGGAAUAUAGUGUUACAUCAAGUGAGUAAAAAAUUCAUGGCUUUAAA
Molecule: messenger RNA, 1091 nt
Organism: Schistocerca piceifrons (Central American locust)
Lineage: Eukaryota; Metazoa; Arthropoda; Insecta; Orthoptera; Acrididae
Product: chromosome partition protein Smc-like
Exons: 7
Coding region: 116-976 (286 amino acids)
Biological process (GO): spindle assembly
Cellular component (GO): HAUS complex; cytosol
Source: RefSeq, a predicted model, not a curated record